This is a messenger RNA of Adineta ricciae, 456 nucleotides long. NCBI's taxonomy places the organism in Eukaryota, Metazoa, Rotifera, Eurotatoria, Adinetida, Adinetidae. The record is from the annotation of a GenBank genome assembly.
AUGACAUCAUUAUCUUCAAUUAAACAAGAUCGAAUCGGUUUAUCAAAAAAAGAAACCAUUCAUUUGGGCGGAACUGCCGUAGAUCGAUACCGGGCCGAUUUAGGUUUAUCAACAUUCAAAGAUGGACGUGGAAUUUUCGAUUGGAAUGUAGCCGUUGUUGUCGAGGACGGAGUCGUUCCAGUUGUAUUCACUGUUGGCGGUGGCGAUGGAGCGAUAACUACAGACGGUGACAUACCUCGUCUCAUUGCACCUGUACGAGCUCCAUUUGUCGAUUUCGGAGCAGAGACAAUGACAGGUUUGUUUGUAGUUGCUGCAGCUGAUGCAUUAGCAAAUACAUUGGAUAAACGUGGUCGUCGAGCUGUUGCUGGCGAUGCUGUUCCAGUGGUUUGUGGUUUCGACGAUGGUAGUUUUGCAGUUACUGCAGAAGAAGUCUUUCGUUGCUGCGGUGUCGGUUGA